Molecule: messenger RNA, 3067 nt
Organism: Salvelinus sp. IW2-2015
Lineage: Eukaryota; Metazoa; Chordata; Actinopteri; Salmoniformes; Salmonidae
Product: chondroadherin-like protein
Cellular component (GO): extracellular matrix
Molecular function (GO): protein binding
Source: RefSeq, a predicted model, not a curated record
GUUUCUGUACAGCACUUCGAGAUAUUAGCUGAUGUACGAAGGGCUAUAUAAAAUAAACUUGAUUGAUUGACUUGGAAUAUACUUUGAAUUGACGUCUAUGUCAGUGGGACAGUUGGCUACCUUCGACCUCUAAUCUGUCAAAUGUAUUGCCAAAACUGUUCAUUUGAGGUUAGGUUUCGCAGGGGCCGAGAGACACGACGAAAUAAUUUAUCAAAGCAGUGUUUGUGAGACCCCUCACUGUUGCAAGUGCUCAGUCAUUCUAGCAAUGCAGAAGUCUAGUAUGUACGUGAACCCCUUGGCGCUCAUAUUCUCCGCUGCGCGCAGCUCCUUCACAGUGGAAAACUGAUAUACAGACCUACACUUUUUUAAAGUAGGAAACUUUAUAAAGCUAUCUGGGAAGGCUACAUACUAAAAGCAUUGGAUGUCAAAUUUGACAAAUUUAACCAUAAAGAUGUGUUCCUUUGCGGAUUGCCUCUCUAGGUGGCUAGUUGCGGUUUUGAUGCUCUUGGUCAUACUUUUACCAGCUCAAGCGGGAAAGUGCCCAAAGUUCUGCAUCUGCGACAACUCCCAACUCACCAUGGCCUGUAUCGGCAAGAAUCUGACUCAGGUUCCCCCCACGAUAGAUGAGAUUACAGUGAAACUGGACCUGAGUAAAAACGAUAUCCAGGUGCUGCCGACCCAUGCGUUCCUGCACAUCCCGCACCUCACGCACCUCACCCUGCAGCGGUGUAACAUCAGGGCGGUGCGUGAGGGGGCCUUCCGCACCCUGGGGCGCCUGGUCUCCCUCAACCUGGCCAACAACAACAUCGAGAUCCUUUACCAGGAGUCUUUUGACGGCCUGUCAUCCCUAAAGCAGCUGACGUUGGACCAUAACCGUGUUGAGGAGAUCCAGCCAGGGGCCUUCACUCAGCUGGGCUUCCUCAACAUGCUGUCCCUCACACAUAACCAGCUGGUGUACAUCCCCAACAUGGCCUUCCGGGGCCUGCACAACAUCAAGUGGCUGCGUCUCAGUCGCAACUCCCUCAACAACCUGGCCAUGGAGGCCUUCGCUGGCCUCUUCACCGUCACACGCCUCAGCCUCGACCACAAUGAGCUGCAUUUCUUCCCCACACAGACUAUGACCCGACUGGCUCAAGUCACCCGCCUGGACCUGAGCUACAACCUCAUGACCUACCUGGGUGAGGAUACUGUCUCCAUGCCGAAGCUCACCCACCUCUACCUGGACCACAUGUCUCUCCAGGACCUCUCAGACACAGCCAUGUCCCAGGCCCCCCUUCUCUCCCACCUGGACCUCAGCCACAACCAGCUGCGCUACCUGGAGCCCCUCUCUGGCCCCAUGGAGCUAGCACGCCUCAACCUAACAGGAAACCCCAUCCACUGCAACUGCUAUCUGAGGCCCCUGAAGGAGUGGGCCAAGAAAGGGAAGGUGAAGUUGAUGGGGGUCUGCGCGGGUCCCCCUCACCUCUCUGACGAGCCUCUGGAGGCAGUGGGGCCUAUGGAGCUGCGCUGCCGGAGCAGGGAGGACAUGAUAAAGGAGGAGUUUGAAGAGCAGGAAGAGAGCAGGGAGCGUGCACUGCCCACAGCCAAGCCUAAGAAGAAGAGCAAGUGUCCAGAUAACUGUGACUGCGAUGUGAAGGCUCAGCACGCCACAUGUGAGAACCGUGGUCACACCAAAGUCCCCUACGGCUUCCCCUCUAAUACCCAGCUCCUGGACCUGCGCAGCAACCACUUCCAUUACGUCCCUAGCAACAGUUUCCCCGGCACAGACCAGGUGGUCUCUCUGCAUCUGGAGCACUGCAAGGUCCGUGAGAUCGAAGGCAGUGCCUUCCGGGGCAUGAAGGGCCUGGUCUACCUCUACCUGUCUGACAAUGACCUCACCUCCCUGGGCUCAGAUUUCACUGGGGCCCCUGAACUCACCUACCUUCACCUGGAAGGGAACCAGCUGGCCAUGUUCCCUGGAGCUGCCCUGGCCCCCCUGCCUAGCCUGCUUGUGCUCCACCGGAACACUGUCAGUAAGCUGGAGCGGGCAGGCCAGCUCUCCUCAGUCCCCAAGCUGAGAGGACUCUACCUGACCAAUAGCACCAUAACCACUAUAGCCCCCGGCGCUCUCAAGUCCGCCCACCUAAAUACUCUUCAUCUGGGGUCAAAUCAGCUUGCUGAGGUGCCUACCGACGGGCUGUCCAAGGCCUCCAGUUUGAUCGAGCUCUACCUCUCCAGAAAUUCCAUUUGCUGGGUCGGACCAAAGGCGUUCCUUCCUGUGUCUAAGAGCCUAAGGCAGCUGUAUAUGGAUGACAUGGMUCUGGAGAAGAUGUCCAAAGACUCCCUGGCGGGGCUGGGCUCUGGGCUGACCACUCUGUCUCUGGGGGGGAACCAGCUGGAGGAGCUGCCUGACCUGAGCCCACUCACUGGGCUGGAGGUCAUCCACCUGGCCCACAACCCCCUGCUAUGUGAUUGCACCUUGCUGCCACUCCGCAGGUGGAUGGAGAAUGUCUGAAGAGGCUAAACCCAUGCCAACCAAGCCCAAAGCCAAGCCUCUGAAGAACCCUAAGGCACCAGCAUCACAAAAAAAACAAGAAGACUGUAAUAAAAAGUAGGAAAUCAGUGAUGUAAAUGGUUAUAAGUCUACUGCUUGGACAGAACUCUAUAUGUACCAAACGGACAAGUGCUAUUUCAUCUCACCUCACUGAAUGUAAUUUGAGCAUGCAGAAAUGUGUUUUACAUUUUUUAUUUGUGAGUCUUGAAGUUCAUUUUCUGAUUUGAUUUUCAGUCUAUUUUAGUACCUGGAUGCCGGGAUGCAAGAGACCCAAAGCCCUAUUUGCAGUACCAUAUAUUUCCACCAAGUGUCACAUGAUGCAAUUAGAUUUUUCUGCUCUAGUUCGACCAACUUUUCUAUUACACAUACAAUGUUAUGUUUCAUAUAUAUUUCAUAUAUAUCCUUUGUGCAAAUGAAGAACAAGGCUGAAUAUAUGUGUAAGGUUGCUGCAUUUUCAGCUGUUACAUACCGCUUAGAUGCAUGUAAAUCAAUGCACAUUGGCUUCUUGCUCAUUAAAUCUGCUACAACACUAAA